GGGCAUGCAUUCCUGUUGCAUAUGUGUCCCCAAAUAUAGUCGACAUCUUGUCAAAAUGCUUAUAUCCAUAUCUACGAAACUUAUUUGUACCCUUAAUAACCUACAAAAUUUUGUUACAAUAUUAACCUCAUAACAAAUAAUAUACGAUAUUUUAUUAUUUAUUUAGGACUAAUAAUUAAAUUACUAACCUUGCUCAACCUGCCCCAUCUCUCUUUCUCAACUAUAACCAUGCCCGUCUCAUGGUUAUAUCCCACUCCAGUCUCCGAUAACAAUUUCUUAAACUCGAUAUAAAUUGUCCUCAAUUGGUUAAACUUAUUCCGAAGUUGGGUUUUGUCAAAUUUUGUCCCUGUUUGAACCUUCAUUUCUUUUACCAUAGUAGUCCAACCUUUUGGAUUAAAUGUUGUGUCAGUACGAUUGCCAGCCCUAACUUGUUCUUCCAUAAUAUUACAGAAUUUUUCAGUAAGUGAGUCAUCCCAUAACACUUUUCCAUCUUUCGUAACUUCAGCCACCCCUUCUUCUUCAAUUGCCAGAUAUUCACCACAUUGUUCUACAUUCUCAACAUUGAUAUCCAUCUAACAGAUUAAUAACAACACUAUAAUUAAUAACAACAAAAAUAAUAUAUAUUACUUCAAUAACUCAUACUAUUACUUCAAUAACUCAAAGCCAUAUAAGUUCAAGCAUCUCAUGAGUUAAAAGUAGUAAUUCAAUUGGGGAUCGAACUUGAGAAAAAUAGAAGAGAAAAAUAGAUCUCUAGCAGCAAUUCAAGCAUCUAAUGAGUUAAAAGUAAAAUAAUUGGGGAUGGAACUUGAGAAAGAGUGUACCAAACUGGCUAAUGUACAGCUAAAAUUACAAGGUAUUUCCUAUUUUUUAUGAUCUAGUUGUGGACAUAUACAUAUUCUCAUCUUGAGUUUUUGGUCUGAUAUUCUAUUUUUGUUCCUAGAGGAACAGAAGUUGAAUGGAUCUUUUCAGGAGAAGCUUAACUUACUAAAAGUGGAUAAUAAUAAAUUAAGUUUUUACUUGGUUUCUUAUCUUCUCAGAGUGAUGGCUAGUUUGGCCUUUUAACAACUGAUUAGUUAAAGUUAGCUAGAAUUUUUCAUUUUUAGAAGCAAAUUCUAGUAAAAUUGAUAUUUUUUGGGACCUUUCCUCGGCUAAAUUCGGAUCUGGGCCUGAGCCAUUGGAGGGAUUCUACCAAUGGCUCAGCCUAGAUCCGAAUUUAAUGAAUGAUUUCUUACUAUUUUCUUAGAAGCCACACAAAAUGUAUAAAAUAAUUAAAGUUGAAACAAAUAAUUCUUUAUAUUAUUUGGCACUAAACCUGUGAACAGAUUGGAUAGGAAGUGGAUGAUGGUCGAUCCGAUCUAUCCGUCAGAUUUUCAUUUAAUAAAUCCAUAUCCCAUGUUGACUUUAUUGGAUGUCCAAUUUGAUUGGUUUAGAUAUUUCACUUUUUCAGAAAUAAUGCAAAACAAUUAUCCUACUCUUACCUGAAGAAACUAAACAUUCAACAUGGCACGGUUAAGAAAAGAUGACCUAAAGAAUGAGAGAAUAAGCUAACAGAAUACUCACAGUUGAGUUAUUAAAGUUUAAGUGGUACAUUGUGAGUUAUUAUUUUUGUACAUAUAAUACAAGGAAUGGGUAUUGCAUCAAAAUAUAUGCAGUGCACCCACCUCUUUUUGGCACUCAGUUAAAGUUCACUGCUCUCGCUCUCUCAUGCACUACUCACACGCUGAUAGCUAGAAGAAAAGAAUUCAUGUGACCCAUUGUCACCCACUCCUAGAAGAAAAGAAUGGGUAGUUUUGAUUCCAUAGUUUUACUGGUGUUUCCUGGGUUAGAUAAGACUUUGGAAUCCAAUGCAAAGAGUGGAUCAACCAGGGACAAGGGAUUGAAGAAGACAAGGGCGAAGUUGAGGCAGGCUAGUCUACUUCAGGAGCAGUCUAGGCAAGAUCAAAUGUCAAAAGAAGGCAUAUCCCAGCAUAUACCAGAGUCUCCUGGACUUUAUUCACCCAUGGAUUUUUCUCCAUAUCAAGAUAAUAACUGUGCACCUUCUGCUGGGAACUCUACAAUUUCUACUCAUUCAAAGGAUGAAGAUUUGGUUGCUACACGAGAAGAAGAUGAUAUCAAGGAAGCUGACAGCAAAUAUAGAAAGCCAAAUGAGAAUGGUUCCAUGAGUCACGGUGAAAGUAGUUGUGUUGCUGAUUAUCUGUCAGAAAAGUUUGUUUCUAGAGUUGAAACUGAAUGCAGUAAUGCCAAAAUUGAGCAGGUCAGCAUCAACGGCAGUGCUGGUGCUGUGGAAGAUAAAGCUGGUGUGUGUUCAAAUAUUAAGAAUGAAGAAAGUGAUUGUAGAAAACAGUACCGUUUUGCUUCAAGUUCCAAAGAUACAGGUAAAAGAGAUUUUACCUUUUCGGCAAUCUCUCCAAAAGCUAAUGUAUCAGCAGUAAAGCGUUAAAACAAAAAGAAAUAUAGGAUUAAAGUUGGUCGAGUUUCUAAUUCUACUACUCCAAGUCAAAAACUUGAGUUUUCAUCUUCCUCGGUCCAAUUUUCGCCCCUUUCGUGCACUUCUUCUCGGCUCAAUGCGGCACAGGAUAAAAAGGAAGAAAAAUUUGAAUUCCAGAGCAAAAGGGAGAAUAAAUUUAAAGCAUUUGAAGAGCAUGUCAAGCAAGCGCCUGCCACUGCUGCAGCUCAGGAUGCAUGUGAGAAGUGGAGAAUCAGGGGAAAUCAAGCUUAUAAGAAUGGAUAUUUGUCCAAAGCUGAGGAUUUUCACAUAAAGGGUGUAAAUUGUGUCCCUCAUAAUGAGGCAUCAGGAUGCUGCCUUGAGCCUCUUGUGCUGUGUUAUAGCAAUCGUGCUGCUACAAGGAUGUCUCUUGGGAGGAUGAGGGAAGCCCUACGUGACUGUUUGGUGGCUGCUGAGCUAGAUCCUAACUUUCUCAAAGUUCAAAUUAGAGCUGCAAAGUAAGGCUUUCUUCGUGCACACUCAUAUUUCGUGUAUGCAAAAUACCUGCUGG
Cornus florida is the source of this 2996-nucleotide messenger RNA. RefSeq lists its product as uncharacterized. The coding region runs from base 1781 to 2440 and encodes 219 amino acids. The transcript is spliced from 2 exons. The record is from RefSeq and is a predicted model, not a curated record. NCBI's taxonomy places the organism in Eukaryota, Viridiplantae, Streptophyta, Magnoliopsida, Cornales, Cornaceae.